Messenger RNA from Coffea arabica (coffee), 3508 nucleotides. RefSeq names its product WAT1-related protein At5g40240. Lineage: Eukaryota; Viridiplantae; Streptophyta; Magnoliopsida; Gentianales; Rubiaceae. The record is from RefSeq and is a predicted model, not a curated record. Gene Ontology annotation, cellular component: membrane. Gene Ontology annotation, molecular function: transmembrane transporter activity.
CUUUUCCAAAUUUAAAUUGAAUUUGGUGCUUGAGUCUUGUUUUUGAAUUGAUGUAACCUUAGAAUUCUUGAGUAGAGUUCUACAACUCUUCUGAAAAAAAAAGGGCUUGGAAUUAUUCAUCUCCUUAUUUCAUUUGAGUUUUAUGUGUUUAGAUUUUUUUUUAUGUUAAUUAUUCUCUGACCUUGAAAGACUUGUAGCUGUCUAGUUAAAAGAUUUACCACCUGUUUGAUUGGAGGAAUCACCAUUAUGGAACGAGUUUAAAGUUGUCAAAUCCUUUACCUAAUCUUUGAUUGGUCCCUAUAGGUAUGGAUCUGUCAUUCUAGAUUAGAAGACCCAAAAUUGGACGAACUUCAUUCCUGACCAAUUGGCACUUUUGCUCCCAUUCCCGAAUUUAGCAUACAAAACCAAAAAAAAAAGAAAGAUAGAAAUUGAAAAGGAAACAAAGCUCCACGUCCAGAGCAGCAGACCAACCAACUUGACUGUUCAUCAUCUUCUUCACCUUCAUCUUUCUCUUCCUCCUUUGGCCCCUCUCCCUUCUCUUCUUUUUCCCUCCUCUCCUUCCACCAUGUACUCUUCACUCCCCUCUCUCUCCAUCACUGCUCUUGCUCUUCUCUCAAUCCAUUUUCGAAACAGAAGAAGGCAAAUCUGCUGCCAUGACGGAUUUCUUUUGACUAGUGAUUUGCAUUCAAAAUUGUAGUAGAUCCAAAACGCUUGUAGUCAACUAUGUCUAAUUCUUGCUGCCGUGAUUUCUUUGUUUAAUGGCUAAGAAUGAUUUGCACUCAGGGGGCUUCUUUUGUUAUGCUGAUUGACCAUGAAUUGAGGUGCAUACAUAACAUGAAGAGAAAUGUUUCGAUAAUAUUGAAUUAUUGAGGUUUUGAUGUUGAUUUGUUGCGAUUUGCUACUGGUUCUGGUUUGUUUAAUUUGUUAUAUCAUAUGAAAUCGAAUGAGAAAUUUGAAUUAUGAUCAUGGAAUUUCUUGAAAUUAGUCUAUCAUCACUAAUUGGUGAAGGACUUGGGGGUAGACUGAGGAAGAGAACUGGGAAUUCUCUUGAAACAGCAGAGACACAAAGGAUGCAGGAAAACAAAAAAAUUUAAAAAAAAAGUUGAUUCCUAUAGCAAUUCAAUCACUAUCAAACAUGUGUUUACACCAAAGGAAAUCCCUCAAAAAUCCAUUGUCAUUGAGGGGUUAUACUUAUUACCAUCCCUGUGCUUGAAUCAAACUGGUGGUUAAAUUACAUUUCAAAAAUCGAAAAUUAUUUUUUUAUAGAUGAUUUAGUAUCCAUAAAUUCAAUAUCAAGCGGAAACAUCAAUUUUUUUUUUUUAAAUUAAAAACCCGUUUCCUAGACUUUUUGAAGGCCGAGCCUCUCACGUUUACCAAGUCUCACAUUAGACCCUUUUCUUUACCUUCUUUUUCUUUUUCAUUACUUUUAUUUUGGAAAAAAAAAUCCGCAAAAUCAUUUUCGAACCAUUAUUUUAUUUUUAUACGUUCAAUUAAAAAUGGGACGCGACAUGAACCAAUUCUUUAUUCCAUACUUGUAUAUACUAUAUAUUAUUUUGAACCAAAAUAAAAAUUGCACGUGACUCAUUGUCAUUUACUAAAUGUACCAUGUUCAACAUGAUUGCAAGAUGAUCCUAUGACAUUAUUCUCAGCAUUAAAGCAGUUUGAAUUAGUUCGGAUCUAAUGGAAUCUUGUAGGUUUUUUAUUUCUUUUUUCGGAUCGACGGGUUUUUUUUCCCAGUUAAUCUGUCCAACACUAAUUUUGGGUGUGACAAAGACUUGAUGGAAUUGGAUGGAUGCAUCUCUUAUUCUAAAAACAAAACUAUAUACACAAUUAAACAGAAUAAUGGCCUCUAGUGCAUGAACCACUAAAACUCAAAAAGUAUAAAUAACACCUUGUUAUAUUUAUAUACAUUUGCAUCCAGAGAAGGAAAGAAAGGAAGAUGGGCGACCGGAAAGGAGGAUUUUGGUAUAAAGAGCUAUUUCCAUUCACAGCCAUGGUUGCAACACAAUGCAUCAAUGUCGGUGUGAGCAUCAUCUUCAAAGCAGCCACAUUGAAGGGUUUGGACUUUCACGUUUUCAUGCUAUAUUCCUAUUGCAUUUCAGCUCUUCUUUUCCUCCCUCUUUGCUGCUACUCCCACAGGAAAUCUCGGCUUCCUCCAUUAACUAUUGGUCUCCUUGGUAGAUUUCUCUUCCUCGGGUUUCUUGGCUUUUCCGGUCAAUAUCUUGGAUACAUCGGAAUCGAGUAUAGUAAUCCAACACUGGCUUCCGCCAUGACCAACCUUACCCCGGCUUCCACAUUUAUCUUGGCCGUCCUCUUCAGGAUGGAAAAGCUAGAAAUGAAGAGCUGGACCACCCAGGUUAAGAUAAUUGGGAGUGUAAUAACGAUUGCAGGAGCCCUGUUGGUGGUUCUGUACAAUGGCCCAGUGCUAAUAAGGAGCUCUACAUCUUCAGCUUCUGUUCUUGCACAACACCCAGCACUUGUUAGCAUCACUGGCGGAACCAAACACUCGGAUUGGGUCAAAGGUGGUGCCCUUCUCGCUGUUGAAUAUGUAAUUGUCGGCUUAUGGUGUAUUUCUCAGGCCAAGGUUAUUGCAGAUUACCCAGCAGAGCUAGCUGUGGUCUUCUUCUACAACUUAGCAUGUUUGAUCCUAGCAGCUCCUGCUUGUUUAAUCGGGGCAACAAAUUCAAGUGCUUGGAAUAUACUAAAACCUGAUGUCCGGCUGUACUCAGUAGUGUAUUCGGGAGUAAUGGGAUCAGGCUUUGGUAUUCUUAUUCAAACAUGGGGCGUACAUAUAAAAGGACCUGUAUAUAUAGCUUCAUUUAUGCCAUUAUCAAUUGCCAUUGCUGCAAUUAUGGGCUUCAUUUUUCUUGGGGAUGACCUCUACCUUGGAAGUGUGAUCGGAUCCUUGAUCAUAUCUUUAGGGUUUUAUGCUCUAAUAUGGGCAAAAGCAAAAGAAGACUGUGAAAAAGGUGAUGAGUUUGGGGCAUCUUCCAGCCAAAAUGCUCCAUUACUAGGCCAAUACGAUGAUUCAACAAAUGAAGGACGUGCAUCUGCCAUUGCUUGAAUAAUAGAAAACGAUUACUUUCUCAACCACUCAUAAUUUUUACCUUGUUCAGAAAUUUGUAUUGUGUCGAUAAUGUUUCAAAAAUUUAAAAAUAUGGGAGGCAAUUAAUAUUUUUUAAAUUUCAGUGGUGCUAUGAGUAAUCAUGUAAAGAUUCUCAAGGGAGGCUUUUGAAAUUAUCCCUUUUCAAUGCUAGGGGCAUGACCCACGCUAGGAACGGCACCUUGGCUCCCUUUAUGAUUUGCUCUUCAGUUUCUUUUACAAAAGUUAAUUUUCUAAUUCUUGAAAGCUGUGUACAAAAGUUUUUUUUUAGGGAUAAUUUCACAAACCUCCCCUGAGAUUUCUCACAAUUACAAAAAGCUCCACUCAAAUUUUAAAAAUUACAUAUAUCUCCCCUAUUUUUACUGUUUAGUAACAUUGUAGAUCUAAGAAUUUAGAUUUUCUUUC